This is a messenger RNA of Entamoeba invadens IP1, 795 nucleotides long. RefSeq lists its product as hypothetical. NCBI's taxonomy places the organism in Eukaryota, Evosea, Mastigamoebida, Endamoebidae. The record is from RefSeq and is a predicted model, not a curated record. The transcript is spliced from 2 exons. Bases 1 to 795 code for a protein of 264 amino acids.
AUGGUGAGGCAAUACCUCCAAAGUCUCCAAACUUGGUUUAAAGUUAAAGUUCGUUCUCUAGGUGAAAAGUGUUUUUACAACAGUCCAUCUUUGGAAUCAGUCACUUUUCCAGACAAUUUAAUUUCGAUAGGAGACACAAGCUUUGGGUACGUCAUGAAUUUAAGACGUGUAAAAAUCCCAAAUACUAUCACGCGCCUCGGUGUCCGUUGCUUUUCUAAUUGCACGAGUAUGACGUCAAUAACACUGCCAGAUGCGCUUAAAGAAGUUGGGAAUAAUUGCUUUGAAAACUGCUUUGGCUUGAGUCAAAUUUCACUUCCCAAAACAGUGAAAGUGAUUGGCGAUAACGCAUUCUUUUGGUGCUGCGCCCUCAAAACAUUUGAAAUUUCUGAAUUGGAAAAUCCACUUGGCAAUUGCGCGUUUGCGAAGUGCGACAGUUUGACUGGAAUCACUUUGAAUGGAACUUUUAAGGAGGUCGGAAGUGGGUGCUUCUCUAUGUGCCAGUCACUCAAAAAUGUUGUUAUACCAAAACACCUUACUAAAAUAGGAGAAGGUUGUUUCCAGAUGUUGCCUGUUAUAGAAGAAUUUAUUUUACCAACUAAUUUGAAAGAAAUUCCAAAAAUGUGCUUUGAAGAAUGUGGUAAGUUAAGUAAAAUUGAUAUACCGAAAAGUGUGACUAAAAUUGGAUUAAGAUGCUUUGAAGGGUGCAAAAAUCUGGAAAUUAAAGUAACUAAAAUUGUAUCGGUCGUAGAAGAUAGAGCAUUUGAAAACGUUAAAAAAGUCGUUUAUCUUAAUUAA